AUGAUGAAUCUCAACGCAGAUUUUCCGUCGCUGAGAAUAGCGGACGCUGCCCCGCAGCCACAGGGAGAGGACAGUAACGGCAACGAGGCUGUCACGACGGGCCCAGCUGCCGAUACAGCCGAACUGGACACAAUGGAGGAGGAGGCCACAGAACCCGCGCCCCAGCCCGCGGCCCCGGCUACCCCCGGCCCCGAGCCGGCCGCCGGGCCAGCACCCGGAAGCGCCGACAAAAGGAAGAUUAGCGACGGCAGCUCGGACGAGGCCGAACAGCAUGUACAGCCCAAGACGGCGCGUACACAGAAAACGCAGGCGAAGCAAGCGAGAAAGGAAAAAGAGCCAGAACGAGAAAUAGAAAUGAUGGAAACUGAUGAUGAUGAUGAUUAUUAG
Messenger RNA from Schistocerca nitens (vagrant locust), 387 nucleotides. RefSeq lists its product as uncharacterized. Bases 1 to 387 code for a protein of 128 amino acids. NCBI's taxonomy places the organism in Eukaryota, Metazoa, Arthropoda, Insecta, Orthoptera, Acrididae. The transcript has a single exon. The record is from RefSeq and is a predicted model, not a curated record.